AUGAAGUACUUGGAAAACAGCAGUUUACAGCAAAUCAGCGAGAAGAUCGGCUCUGCAUCGAAUGAUUGUUUGCUCGAUUUUAAGCUUGAAUCGUAUUCGUGCAAGAUGAUACAAAGUGACAAGCGACAAUGGAAAACGACGAAUUUGAAUGAGCGACAGCCACUUUCACCACCCGAAGACUGGAGCACUCUUGCUGCGCCGAUAGGCCAUUCUCAUCGAAUGCGCCAUCUCUCUGAACACAGUUGCUCUGGCGGGUCAGAUCACGAUGGGGAUGAGUUAAAUUAUGUUGACUCGAUUUCCAAAAGGACGAUGUUUGAUCUCAUCGCAGCUUUGAAUACGUCUUACAGUGACUAUGAUUUCAGCGACGUGAAGAGCAGUACCUUCUCGAGGAUGCGCGAUUUUGAGAGUGUCGUUGAUGCGGUCGAUAACAAAUUGUCCACGGCGGUUGGUGACAAAUAUCGCUUACUUCGUGAUGAGCUCUGGCAAUCUAUUGUGGAAGAAAUUAAGCCGCUUGAGUGCAAGAUCUACAGCUACAACUCUGGUUAUGAUGGCGAUCCGUUUAGCGAGGAAGGCGUGUUUUGGGGACUCACCUAUUUCUUCUACAACAAGAAUCUGAAACAGAGGCCAACCAAAGGAAAUGUGUACAUGUUGCAAAGU
Molecule: messenger RNA, 657 nt
Organism: Mesorhabditis belari
Lineage: Eukaryota; Metazoa; Nematoda; Chromadorea; Rhabditida; Rhabditidae
Source: the annotation of a GenBank genome assembly